Messenger RNA from Plasmodium inui San Antonio 1, 267 nucleotides. RefSeq lists its product as hypothetical. Lineage: Eukaryota; Apicomplexa; Aconoidasida; Haemosporida; Plasmodiidae. The coding region runs from base 1 to 267 and encodes 88 amino acids. The transcript has 2 exons. The record is from RefSeq and is a predicted model, not a curated record.
AUGGGCGUGGACAUAAGCAUGGGGAUGAACAUGGACAUCAACAUAGUCAUCAACAUGGACAUCAACAUAGUCAUCAACAUGGACAUCAACAUGAACAGCAAAAUGGACAUCAACAUGGACAUCAACAUGGACAUCAACAUUGAUAUCAACAUGGACACGAAUUGUCUUACGUCGCAAAAUGUAGAAGGCGGUUUGAAUCAGGGAAAAUACACCCCAUACGAAGCCCACUGUGGACGCUCAGAAAAUCUGUACACCUCAGACGCAUGA